CCCCCCAAAAAAACAAUUCUAAAAAUCUAAACAAUCGGAAAUACUUCCUGCCGGCGACGCGUGACCCCGCGCUCGCGUGCAGCCGGCCAACGACAGCGCGGUGCGCGGCCUGGUGCGCCUCCCCUCCGCACCCGCUCUCCGCAGAGGCGGCCGCCACCAUGUGUGCCGCCGCCCGGCUCAAGUCGGUGGACCACGAGGUGUGCGGCAGAGUGCAGGGUGUCUGCUUCAGAAUGUGCACGGAAGGCGAUGCUGAGAAGAUAGGCGUCGUGGGCUGGGUGAAGAACAUCAGCAAAGGCACCGUGACAGGCCGAGCGCAAGGUCCUGAAGAGAAGGUCGGUUCUAUGAAGUCCCGGCUGAGCAACGCUGGAAGUCCUAGUUCUCACACUGACCACACAAACUUUUCUAACGAAGAAACCAUCUCUAAACUUGAAUAUUCUAAUUUCAGUAGUCGAUACUAAUAGAAAAGAAAUAAAAUUAUGUUGCUUGCAGUGCA
Messenger RNA from Chinchilla lanigera (long-tailed chinchilla), 493 nucleotides. RefSeq names its product acylphosphatase 2, muscle type (gene Acyp2). Bases 159 to 458 code for a protein of 99 amino acids. The record is from RefSeq and is a predicted model, not a curated record. Lineage: Eukaryota; Metazoa; Chordata; Mammalia; Rodentia; Chinchillidae. Gene Ontology annotation, molecular function: acylphosphatase activity. The transcript has a single exon.